GUAACUGAUAACUGACAAUUGACUUAUGACAGACACGGCUAGCAUCAUAAAAUUUUACCAUCCGUCUUUUAGCAAAAAUCAGGGUGCGAAAAGAAUUUUGAGAUAUGGCUGGGAAUACUGCUGAAGAAGUUGAGGGUUCGGCAGGUCCCGAGACUAAAACUACUAACAAUGCGGAGAUACCACCCGAGUUUUUGAUCAAGCACCCUCUGCAGAAUGCGUGGAGCUUAUGGUUUUACGACAAUGAUAGAACAAAAACAUGGGAAGAGAAUCAGAUUGAAUUAACAACCUUUGACACAGUUGAAGAUUUUUGGAGGCUUUUCCACCAUAUUAAAGCCCCAUCUGAGUUGCGCCAAGGCCAUGACUAUGCCGUAUUCAAAAAAGGAAUUCGACCCAUGUGGGAAGAUGAUGCUAACAAAAUGGGUGGGAGAUGGCUGAUUAGUCUUGAAAAGAGCAAACGUAAUUCUGACCUUGAUCGAUUCUGGUUAGAUUGUGUACUUCUAUUAAUUGGAGAAAACUUUGAACAUCCUGAAGAAAUCUGUGGGGCUGUUGUUAAUGUUAGACCAAAAUUAGAUAAAAUUGCUGUGUGGACUGCAGACACAUCCAAGCAGCAGGCUGUCUUGGACAUUGGUAGGAAAUUAAAAGACCAGCUCGGGAUUCAUGGAAAGAUUGGCUUCCAAGUUCAUCGUGAUACCAUGGUCAAGCACUCAUCUUCCACCAAGAACCUCUACACUGUCUAGCAUCCACCAUACAAUCAAUUCCAUCCAGUCUCGCAAACCAUACAAAAUUGUUAUGUGGUUUAUGUCCAACGGAAUGGAAUUGUUAUUCCAAUGUUGUGUUGGAAAUAAUUUAACUUGUGAAAUGUCAAUGUGAUAGCACACAGUAUAUAGAAAUUCAACUAUAUUUUGUUGUCUCCAUAAUCUGUGCAACCAAAUUGUGAUAAGGAACCAUAAAUGUAACUAGGAUUAAAUUAUAAACAAUGAUAUUAUAUUAUGAAAACACAAUGUUUUAUAUUGUCUGUCUCCUUUAUUGAAAGAGUUCUUGGAUAACAUUAUAAUAUCAUUGGUUUUAAGUUAAUUUAUGACAGACUGCACUUCAUACAAUUAGAAGACCGACUUUCUUAAGUUUUAACAGUACAAUUCUUAACCGAGUAAAAUAUGAUGGCAACUGUCAACUGUCAUUAACCAACGAAGUAGGUUAUCAAUCGAAUGUGUUGUUUUUUUUUUCAAGUGAUUUUAACUUUCUACAGUAUGGGGAGAUUGUUGUCUGUUUCGUCUGUAGCUGACAUCUCUAUUGUAGUUGUUGGAAAAAUUGUGGUAUAACAAAGUGUGAAGUCUGUUAUUUGUCUUAAAAAAAUAUUAAAUUUACUGACAAUAUUAGGUUGACGUUUCAUGAAUUCUCACUAAGCGAGUUUGACUAAUGAGUGGAAGUACUAAACUGUAUGUUUGUUGGAUGGUACUAUGAUAAAUAAUUUAAAAGGUUUAGAUUAAUAUUAAAUACUUUAUUUGAAAGAAAUAUGCUCGACAAGCAAUAUUGGCUUAUGAAAUAUUAAGAAAAUAGUUAACAGUGUACAUUGGUAGUCAACCUGUGACAUGACUUAGAGCUAGUUUAAUUUCAAUUUUUAAUAAGUUCGUCAAAUACAAGUUUUGUUAUUUAACAGCUAACCAGUGUGGAUUAAUUUUAAAAUAUAUAUAUAGGUUUCUAUUUACUCAUUAAGGGCUAAGGCCAAAUAAGUAUGUCUUGGUUGUAAUUUUUAAUACUGUACUCUAGCUUUGUAGCACCUCUGUUAAUUCUUGGUACUAAAAUGUCUUAUGCAUUGCUUAAAUUGUCCUCGGUGUUCAAUAGACUAUAUUUUGGUAUUUCAUAUAAAAAUACUAAAGCA
Messenger RNA from Pieris napi, 1879 nucleotides. Its product is annotated as eukaryotic translation initiation factor 4E1-like. Gene Ontology annotation, cellular component: cytoplasm; eukaryotic translation initiation factor 4F complex. Lineage: Eukaryota; Metazoa; Arthropoda; Insecta; Lepidoptera; Pieridae. The record is from RefSeq and is a predicted model, not a curated record. The transcript is spliced from 5 exons. Gene Ontology annotation, biological process: translational initiation. Gene Ontology annotation, molecular function: RNA 7-methylguanosine cap binding; translation initiation factor activity. Bases 105 to 737 code for a protein of 210 amino acids.